AUGGCGGGUCAUACAGCAGGGGAACCGCUGGAAUGCUACAGUAUUCCAAUUGUUUUGGAAAAAGAACAAGAUAUAGAUCAACAAGGCAAUCCUAUAAGAGAUCCUGAUGGAAAACCCCGCUAUCGAUGUGGAUUCAGAAUUGGUGGUGGUAUUGACCAAGACCCAUCUCAGAGUCCCCAGGGUUAUCCAGAUAAGGGUGUUUAUGUAACGUAUAUCCAUGACAACAGCCCGGCUUCCAGGUGUGGUCUACAGCUCCAUGAUAAAAUACUCCAGGUGAAUGGGAAAGACUUUACACUAGUGACACACAAGCAGGCUGUUGAGAGCAUACGGAAGAAACCUGUACUGAGGAUGCUGGUGUAUAGAAAAGGUGUACCUCCACUACAGAAACAGGGCAAUCCGAUGGUGGGUCACACCCAGUUUCAAGCUUACCCACACCAUGCUCCCUCACAGCAACACUACGCCCCGCAGCAUCACCAAUACCAACCACAGUACUGA
Molecule: messenger RNA, 495 nt
Organism: Candidula unifasciata
Lineage: Eukaryota; Metazoa; Mollusca; Gastropoda; Stylommatophora; Geomitridae
Source: the annotation of a GenBank genome assembly